Molecule: messenger RNA, 1178 nt
Organism: Carlito syrichta (Philippine tarsier)
Lineage: Eukaryota; Metazoa; Chordata; Mammalia; Primates; Tarsiidae
Product: free fatty acid receptor 3-like
Exons: 2
Coding region: 204-1178 (324 amino acids)
Biological process (GO): cellular response to fatty acid; G protein-coupled receptor signaling pathway
Cellular component (GO): plasma membrane
Molecular function (GO): G protein-coupled receptor activity
Source: RefSeq, a predicted model, not a curated record
CCUCUUUUUGCAUACUGACCCAGCCCUAGUAACGGAGCUCAAGGCAUGUUUUAUGCUUUGUACAACAGUCAGUGACGUCAUGAGCACAGCCAGGUCAUUAUCAGUUCUGCCAGAUAAGUAGCUAACUGCACUUGAUCUGGAGGAGACAGCAAGGUGCUGUGUGGCAGAGUACUUGGGUUCUCCAAGAAGCAGUGACCAUCAACAUGGGUACAAGCCCGAACUGGUCCUUCUUUCCUGGCAAUCACUGGCUCUACUUCUCCAUGUACCUUCUGGCCUUCCUCGUGGGGCUUCCCCUUAACCUGCUGGCCCUGGUGAUCUUCGUUGGCAAGCUGCGGCGGCGCCCCAUAGCUGUGGACGUGCUGCUACUCAACCUGACCGUCUCCGACCUGCUCCUGCUGCUCUUUCUGCCGUUCCGCAUGGUGGAGGCAGCCAGUGGCAUGCGCUGGCCCCUGCCCUUCAUCCUCUGCCCCAUCUCCGGAUUCCUCUUCUUCACCACCAUCUAUCUCACUUCCCUCUUCCUGACAGCUGUGAGCAUCGAGCGCUUUCUGAGCGUGGCCUACCCGCUAUGGUACAAGACCCGGCCCAGGCUGGGACAGGCCGGCCUGGUCAGUGUGGUCUGCUGGCUGUUGGCCUCUGGUCACUGCAGUGUGGUCUAUGUCAUGGAAUUCUCGGGGAACUUUUCCCACAGCCAGGGCACUAACGGGACCUGCUACCUGGAAUUCCGAGAGGACCAGCUGGCUGUUCUCCUGCCUGUCCGGCUGGAGAUGGCUGUGGUCCUUUUCGUGGUGCCCCUGUUCAUCACCAGCUACUGCUACAGCCACUUGGUGUGGAUUCUUGGCGGGGGGGCCAGCCAACGCCGGCAGAAGAGAGUGGUAGGGCUUGUUGUGGCCACACUGCUCAACUUCCUUGUCUGUUUUGGGCCCUACAACAUUUCCCAUGUGGUGGGCUACAUACUCGGAGAAAGCCCGAUGUGGAGGAGCUUGGUGCUUCUCCUCAGCACCCUGAACUCCUGCAUUGAUCCCCUUGUCUAUUACUUCUCAUCAUCUGGGUUCCAAGCCGACUUUCACAAGCUGCUGAGGAGGCUGAGGGGGGUUAUUUCUCCAUGGCGGCAGGAGGGCAGCAUGGAACUGAAGGUGCAGAAGGAAAGCGAGGGACAUAGGCAGGACUCUGCAGCAUAG